Molecule: messenger RNA, 2740 nt
Organism: Aphanomyces astaci
Lineage: Eukaryota; Oomycota; Saprolegniomycetes; Saprolegniales; Verrucalvaceae
Exons: 9
Coding region: 525-2540 (671 amino acids)
Biological process (GO): regulation of DNA repair; nucleotide-sugar metabolic process; ATP generation from poly-ADP-D-ribose
Cellular component (GO): nucleus; cytoplasm
Molecular function (GO): poly(ADP-ribose) glycohydrolase activity
Source: RefSeq, a predicted model, not a curated record
CCCAAAUUGCCGCCGCAUCACGCCACAGCUCGCGAGGUAAGUACAUGACACACAACGCUCCGAUCCUUUCGUUGGUUCUACCUACCUUGGCCCCCGUGGACAAAGAAGCACUUGGGAUGGAACGACAAAUAAGCACGCCGCUGAUGAAACAGAAACGAGCAAGCAUUCAUGCAUGUGAAUGGACGCACGCAACCAAGGCCGCUCGCUCCCAACGUGUAACUACAUACUGUAUGUACCCUGCAUGGAUGGCAUGGGGCAUAACGUUACUCCCUCGCACUAUAUGCUGCUUCCACACGACUGUAGCCUUCCAACUAGCCCUGUAGUGGACCACGGGCCAAUAUCCAGCUUGCAUCGAAGUGGAUAAUGUAACCUCCUCGUCCAUGCCGACGUGCGUCGUUGUGGUAGGUGUGAAUUCUUGUUUUCAACCAAUGAAAGCCAAUCUCAACAUACAAAGGAGCCAAUCGCGUGCAUGAUAUCGACCAAUCAGCCAAUCAAAUUAAACCCCACCAAUAACCAGAAGCAACAUGAAACAACCUGCCAGGAGAAAGCGAAGGGCCAAAGGCGGCGACGACGGCGGCACGGUGCCCCCAGACAAGAACGACUUCUUCAAGAAGAGAACGCUGAAGAUGCACACCAUCGUGGCUACCGAUGAGGCCGAGGAGGACGUCACGAUCAUGCCGUCCUUCGCAGGAUGGACGUUUGCGUGCUUGGGGUUGUCUGCCGCGGAAGAGACCAAAGUCCGAGAAAUCGUACGUUUGCAUCGAGGACGCAUGGACGAUGGUCGCCUUGAUGGUGGCCGUCGGCACCUGUGUCGGUAUUCCACUUGCUCCCAUGUGGUCACUGGAUACUGGCUCCCAGUCACGAUCGAAGCAGACGACUCUGCCGUGUACGUGACGCUCCACUGGCUGGAGCAAGUUCAUGCCACGACGCAGAACCUUCCACUCGACUCCAGCAUCCUCUUCCAACCGCCACCGUUCCACCGUCACUCGUUCCAUUUGGCAUAUCCGCACGAGUACAUCAUCACAGACUCCUUCGAUCCGGCCAUGCAUGUUGAGCUUCCUUGCGUCCCAAGCAGUAAGCUGUGCUUCGACAUUCCGCGCUGGCCGUACGUCGUCGCUCUGCUUACGCGCCCGAUCCCUGACGUAGACGCCCUUGAGCAUGUCAUCCACCUAAUCACGGGGCAACAAGGCACUCGUCUGCGAUGCCUCCGUCGCGCCAUCGACGAAUACGUGGAAGACGCUACGACGUUGUUUACAGUCACGUUGCCGUACAUGGUGUCCACAGCGCUAGCCCUUCCGCUCUUGUUUCCGUCGCCUGUGCCUCUCUUGACUCGGCAAGUCCCAUCCAGCGUGACCUUGACCAAACGUCAAGCCGCGUGUCUCAUCAUCCACGCCUUCUUGUGUACGUUCACGGCUGCCAACACAUCGUUCAACCAUUUUCACUUUUUCGACGUGUUUGCGCCGUCCGCCCCGCCCGACUGGAGCAACGCCGCCACCACCGAUCAAGACGCCACGGCGGUUCAGAAACUUGUGACAGUGUUACAUUACUUUAGCCGAUUCACCACAGACAACUUGUGUGACAAUACCAACCACCGAUACGAUCAACAAGUGAUCACAUACGCCCGCCAUGUACUCGACACGACCACCCCGUCGACGGAUAGCGGGAUGGCGGGGGAUAGCGGUGGAUGGGCCGACACUCUUCCGUGGACGUCUGUGCAUGUGCACGCGAACGGAGCGAUCGAGGACGACGUAGGCGCCGUGCAAGUGGAUUUUGCCAAUAAGUUUGCAGGCGGCGGCGUCUUGGGCCACGGAUGUGUUCAAGAAGAGAUUCGAUUUCUCAUGAAUCCGGAAUGCCUCGUCGCGUGUUUGCUGACCGAAGUGCUCGACCCGACCGAGUGCUUUGUGAUUUCAGGCACAGAGCAAUACGCGGCCUCCAGUGGAUAUGGAUCGACGUUUGCAUUUGCCGGCGGAGUCCUCGACUUGGUACCUGUGGACGUCAACAUGAUGCGGGAUACAGUCAUUGUUGGCAUCGACGCCACCAAAUACUACCGCAACAACGCGUGGCACCAGUUUCGCCCAGAGGACAUCAAGAGGGAACUCGACAAGGCCAUGGUGGGGUUCCAACGCCUCCCCGACGAAUCCCCCACACAACGAGGACGACGACCCGUGGCCACGGGAAACUGGGGCUGCGGCGUGUUCAAAGGCGAUGUCGAGCUCAAGUUUGUCGUGCAGUGGCUCGCGGCGUCUGCCCAGCAUCGCCCGCUGCAUUACUACACUUUUGGCAACUCGGAUCUGGCCACCCGUCUGGCGCAGUUUGUUCAGACUGUGACAACGUCCACCCUUUCGGUGGCGCAGCUGCGGGCACGGCUGCUUGACAACAACGCCCCCAACUGUACUUUGAGUCUGGCGGAAUACACGCGGCAGCACCGACGACAUCGGCCCAGUGUGUGCGCGUACAUUACGUCGACGUUGCUACCACACAUUCGGCACUCUCCGUCGACUGUAUCCCAGGCGGCGGCUGAUGUCCAGUCUACCAAUUAAUCAACCAUAUGGCCCGCCGUUGCACGACUACUGUGCAUAGUAGGGUCGUCUUAGACUACUACUAGUACAUAUAUAAAGGUAGUUUGUGACUUGGACGUGCCAUUCAAUCAGUUUUUUAAUACUUCGAAGUCGUGGGUUCGAAUCCCGCUUUGGCCUUUUUUUUAAAUAUAUUUUAUAACGAUGAUGUAAUUCAAUUGGGG